AUGCAAGUAGGCAAAUAUUCGAGGGACCGAGUCGAAGAACUAAGUGCAAAUAUCGAUCAAUUGAGCAAUUCUAUAAAAAAAGUAAAUUUUAAAGAUAAUUCAUAUAACAGAGAAAAUAGUUAUGACAGAAAUAUUUAUAGAGGCUUUAGAGAUAACUCACAAAAUAGAGAGGAGAGAAGCCGAAAUUACGAAAAGGAAUCAAACCGUUAUAGGAACAAUAGCCCGUAUCCGAAUAAAUCGAAUUAUGAAAACAGAGAACGAAGCACCGACCGAAACUACGAAAAACCUAAUAAACAUAAUUACUCUAGAGAUAAUAGUUACGACCGAAAUCAUAAUAGACAAAAUGACAGAUUCAGUAGAGUUCAGAACAGAGACAGAUCUUACUCCAGGGAUAGGAAUUACAAUGAAAGGGAAAUAAAAUAUGACAGAAAUUCUAAUAGAAGUAGAGAUAACAGCAGAUCUAGAUAUUAUAAUAGUGAUCAUACGAGGUAUGAACAGAAAGGAGCCAGCGAUAGAUCAAGGAGGGGUGACUACGAUGACGAGGGUAGAAAAAAUGAGUCCAAAAAACGAUAUAACAGAGAAAAUAGUCGAGAAAGAACGCCAGAACGUUAUAAUGGAUACCGUUACGAGAAAGAAUUUGAUAGAGUCACUUGUUACAAGUGUAAUGAAAGGGGACACUAUGCAGACCAAUGUACAAUUCAAAAAAACGAUUAA
Messenger RNA from Metopolophium dirhodum (rose-grain aphid), 714 nucleotides. RefSeq names its product homeobox protein 2-like. The coding region runs from base 1 to 714 and encodes 237 amino acids. The record is from RefSeq and is a predicted model, not a curated record. Gene Ontology annotation, molecular function: nucleic acid binding; zinc ion binding. The transcript has a single exon. NCBI's taxonomy places the organism in Eukaryota, Metazoa, Arthropoda, Insecta, Hemiptera, Aphididae.